AUGGAUCUCACUUAUUGGUCGUUCUCGACUCUGGGGCCGGCAGCGGUCAUCCUAGGUCUGGCUGUUGAGACGACCGCUUAUCAAUUAUUCAAUGCGACUCCAUCCGGCAUUCCCACGACUUGCGGUGAUGCAUUGAUGGCAAACAUUACGUGUGAUCAACUCUAUCCAGUCUCUGCAAUCUCAAAUCAACAAUACAUCUGGAACAAAACGCUUGAAUCGAUUUGCGUGUCAGACUGCAAGGACUCCUUGUAUGACUAUCGCACCAAUGUGGAGAGUGCUUGUGGAACCACAGUGUAUGAUUUCUCGGGAGUCAAUCAAACUGUACAAAGUUUCUUGGAUCCUCUGACAUGGGCUUAUAACGUUUCCUGUCUGACGAGUGGUGGUGAAUACUGCUAUUCAGACAUCACCAAACGCAACACCACUAUCGAGCCUUGUUCUGAUUGCUUCUUGCAGUAUGAGGCAUCCAUGCUAGGCUCGGUAUAUGGAAGACAGCGUGUCGAUCCUGGAUCUUUCUCCUCUCUCCUCUCUUCCUGCAAUGUUCCAGCCUCAAGCUAUCCCUAUUCAACAACAACGAGUACCAGCACUUCGACUACUGCAUCUGUUACUAGCUCAGCUGCCACAACGUGCACCGGGACCGCUUAUACGGUUCAAGAUGGUGAUACCUGCAGCUCAAUUGCGGCGGUCCAUGACAUUGCUACAGAUAGGUUCAUUACUGAAAACCAUUUGGAUGCAAAUUGCACAACUCUAAGCGUUGGAAACAACGUCUGCCUAGGCGCAAGCUGUGACUUGUACCAAGUUGAUAUGGGCGACACCUGCAGCUCCAUUCUUUCAAACCAUACAUUUUACAUGAAUCAGAUUCUAUCUUGGAACCCGUGA
Messenger RNA from Penicillium verhagenii, 876 nucleotides. RefSeq lists its product as uncharacterized. Bases 1 to 876 code for a protein of 291 amino acids. The transcript has a single exon. The record is from RefSeq and is a predicted model, not a curated record. Lineage: Eukaryota; Fungi; Ascomycota; Eurotiomycetes; Eurotiales; Aspergillaceae.